Messenger RNA from Chrysoperla carnea, 4821 nucleotides. RefSeq lists its product as uncharacterized. The transcript has 21 exons. The record is from RefSeq and is a predicted model, not a curated record. Lineage: Eukaryota; Metazoa; Arthropoda; Insecta; Neuroptera; Chrysopidae. The coding region runs from base 155 to 4438 and encodes 1427 amino acids.
UUGACUGUAUGAGACGAACAACUAUUAGUGAUAUUUUAAAAGUUUUUUUUUAUUUUUUUGUUGGAAAAGUCCUUAUUUGGCAACUCGAGGACAAAAGACAUGUCCAAUGAGUAACUUGCCAUAGCAAAAUUUAUAACACCAUCAAGUACUCAAAAUGAAAAUAAUAUCAUAUAUAUUUACCAGUAUGGUUCAAGCAAUUACGGUGCUGACUGUCCUCAAGAUGAUGGCCAAAGCUCAAACAACAUGUAAUCAAGGUAUGGGCCGUGUUAUGUAUGAAAGACUUCCUAAUCAGCAAUUACAAGGAUUUGAUGACGAUGUAGUAAGAGACUCAGCGCCACCAUUUCAAGUAUUAGAAAAAUGUCAAGAUUUAUGUUUAAGAGAUCGAACAGCGGCGAACAAUAUAGUAAGAGCUUGUAGUUCUUUUGAUUUUCAACCAGGUAGUCGAAUAGCAUCAUUUAGUGGGACGCCAGAAUAUGAAGAAUCUACUUGUUAUUUAACAAGGGAACAAGCAGCUCCUGAAGGGAUUGGGCAAUUAAUGCUUGUGCCGAAUAGUGUACAUUUCACUGAAGUUUGUAUUACUUCUAAUAGACCAGAACGCGAAUGUCCAAUGCGAAGGUAUAUCUUCGAACGACAUCCUAGGAAGAAGUUGAAGCUACCUGCUCCGGACAUUAAAGAAAUGACAGCAGCAAAUCGAAGUGAAUGCGAAGAUCGUUGUUUGAAUGAAUUUAGUUUUGUUUGUCGCUCAGCAUCAUAUGACGCAGCGAUGCGAAUUUGUUCUCUAAGUCGAUUUACAAGGCGUACUCACCCUGAGUUACUAGAAGAUGAUCCAAAUUCAGAUUAUUUGGAAAAUACUUGCUUAAAUGCUGAACGUAGAUGCGACGGUUUGGCUGUUUUUAUAAAAGAAGAAAAUAAACGAUUGGGAGGACCAUUUGAAGUAGACUUGUUUACUAAUAUGACGCUAGAAGAAUGCCAAGCAAUGUGCAUUCGAGCAGAAAAAUAUUUUUGUCGUUCGAUUGAGUUCGAUGAUAUGACAAAGCAAUGUGUGAUUUCAGAAGAAGAUUCGGUGUCUCAGAAAGAUGAUUUGGGUAUUAGCAGCAGUCCAACGAAUAACUUUUAUGAUCUUGUUUGUCUAGACAAUCCAAGUGGAUUUGAAUACCCCGACAAUUCCUUACGUUUGUACAUUACAGCCCGUGGCAGUGAGUAUCCAGAUAAUUCAGUAACAUCACAUCUAUUUGGAUCAAAUGGACGACGUCCUGAUACAGCCUUUCAAAGAUACCGAAAUAGUCGAUUAUCUGGUGAAUUUCAUUCAGAAAUCACCGGACGUUCAUUAAGUGAAUGUUUGGAUGAAUGUUUACGGCAAACAAGUUUCCAAUGUAGAUCUGCGGUUUACAGUGAUCGAUAUCGAACAUGUCGAUUGAGCCGAUUUAAUCAGAGAGAUGGAAUGCGUAUUAUUUACGAUGCCGAUUAUGAUUAUUAUGAAAAUUUAAUGCAUCAUCUUGUCAUGGGAAUAGAUGGUGAAGGUAACACGGCUUCUGGCAGACCCGAUCCAGUUAGUCCUGAUAAUACAAGGCCUACAUAUCCAGCAGGAGGUGGAGGUGGUGUUGGUGGUGGAAGAGAUCCUUACGAUGAUAGAACAAGGCCACCAAUAGGACCUGAUCGAUUUCCAGAUCGAUAUCCGUCAAGAUAUCCCAAUUGGUAUCCAGCAGGAAAUGGCGGCGAUCCUUAUGAUAGAUAUCCUCCAGGAACUAAAUAUCCAGUAGGACCACGAUAUCCCCCAGGUGAUAGAUAUCCUCCAGCUCCAGAUGGUGAUCGAUAUCCCGUAGGAGGUGGUCGUUAUCCACCCGGUGGGCGUUACCCUCCAACAGCUGGAGGUCCAUAUCCCCCAUCAGGAGGUGGUGAUAGAUAUCCACCAUCAGGUGGUGGAGGAGGAAGGUAUCCCCCAAUUUCUCCUGGGAGGUAUCCUUUAUAUGAAAAUCGAUAUCCAGCACCAAAUUAUCCACCUUCUGGAGGAGCAGGCGGCAGAUACCCACCAGGUGACAGAUAUCCCCCAGCUCCAGUAGAUAGAUAUCCACCUGCGCCAGUAGAUAGGUAUCCUCCAGCACCAGCUGAUAGAUACCCUCCAGCACCAGCGGAUAGAUAUCCUCCAGCACCAGUUGAUAGAUACCCACCAGCACCAGUUGAUAGAUAUCCAACUUCACCAGCGGAUAGAUACCCUAGUCGUGGCCCACCCGAAUAUCCCCCUAAAUAUCCUGUAGGCGGACGUCCACCUUAUGAUGACAGACUUCCACCCAAUGACAUUGGUCGUUAUCCAGCAACUGGUAGCAGAUAUCCCGUUGCAGGCGGCCGACCACCAUAUGAUUAUGAUCGUUACCCAGUAGAUAGAUAUCCAGCUGAUCGAUAUGCACCAGAUGAUGAUCGUUACAAUCGAGGCCGAUAUCCAGGAGGUGAUCGAUUUGGUGGUGACAGAUAUCCACCAUCAGGUGGAAAUCGUUGGGGAUAUGGACGGCCCGUUUAUGAUGGACCUGAAUAUCCCGGUGUCCGGCCAGGAUAUGAAGACGGACCGGGGCCGGGUGGUCCUGGUGGUUUUGGACCCGGUGGCUAUGGGCCACAACGUCCCAUUGCUGGCGGAACACGAUGUGACGAAGGCGGAGAUAACUUUAAACAAAUUGGAGCACAUCAGAGAGUUCGAAGACAAUUCGUUCGUCGAUUUACAACAGUCCCAUCAUUGAUGUUAUGCCAACGUGAAUGUGCAGAAGCUAGAGAUUUCGUGUGUCGGUCAUUUAAUUAUCGCGAUCCAGUCACACCUUCAUACGAUGGUGAUCGAGAUAAUUGUGAACUAAGCGACCGAGAUACCAGAGAUUUAGACAUUAACAAUCCAGCAUUCUUUGAUUCGGCGGGAAAUUAUGAUUUCUAUGAAAGAUCAGCUGCUCGAAAUGGGGUUGACGGCGAUUGCUUAGAUGUAAGCCAAGAGUGUAACGAGGAUGGUAUGACAUUCACAUUACGCACUCCGGAAGGUUUUGUCGGACGAAUAUACACCUAUGGAUUUUAUGAUCGUUGCUUCUUCAGAGGAAAUGGUGGUACUGUAAAUGUUUUAAGAAUAAGUGGAGCCCAAGGAUAUCCCGAGUGUGGAACACAACGUUAUGGGGAUACAAUGACUAACAUAGUCGUUGUACAAUUCAGUGAUUACGUUCAAACUGGAAAGGACAAACGUUUUAAUUUAACUUGUUUGUUCCGUGGUCCAGGUGAAGCCGUCGUAACAUCAGGUUAUAUUGGAGCUGGUUGGGAUUUGGAUUCACCUAUGUCUAGGUCUGGAAGCCCAAUUCCGAUUGAGUAUCUACCUGCAGAAAAUUCAUUGAGUUCGAAGGUACGAUUGAUGAUUCUAUAUCAAGGGCGGCCAACUACAACCAUUGCCGUUGGAGAUCCUUUAACGUUCCGAUUAGAAGCUCAAGAUGGAUACAAUUAUUUGACAGACAUCUUCGCCACAAAUGUAAUAGCUAGAGAUCCAUAUUCUGGUAGAUCCGUACAGUUAAUUGAUAGAUAUGGAUGUCCUGUCGAUACUUAUGUAUUCCCAGAGUUGGAUCGCUUAAGGGACGGAGAUACACUGGAGGCAAGAUUCAAUGCAUUCAAAAUUCCUGAAUCCAACUUUUUAGUUUUCGAAGCUACAGUAAGAACAUGCCGAGAUGGAUGUCAACCAGCAUAUUGUACAAGUAACACCGGGCGUUCAGAGCCAUCAUUUGGAAAGCGACGACGUCGAUCGCUAAACGACACUGAUUCAGAUUUAGACAAUAUGUUGGAUGGAAAUUCCACAGUUGUUGUGAAUGCAACGGCCGUCAAUUUUAUUGCUCAGUUAAAUGAUACAGAUGAAGAUAAUUUUGAGACAAAUGUUGAGUCUGAUCAAUCAGAAUUUCCAGAACAUGUUAGAGAAAUGAUUGAAGUUUUUGAUUCAAGAGAGGAAUUGCAAAUGGAAGCCAGAAAAGUAAUAGCUUUACCAGAAACAGUUUGUCUGUCAAAUGGAGAAUAUCAUGCAUUUAUCAGUGCGAUAUUGAUAUUAAUAAUACUAUUGUUGGGUCUAACUAUCGCCGCAGGAUGGGUUUACAGACGUUACUGGUCCGUCAUAAGUAAAAAUUUAGCAGUUGAUCGUUUAUCACCAUCAAUAAAUUCAAGUCAUGCUUAUCCACAAUCGAACUCACAAUCUCAACGUUCUAAUAUUUUAUCCUAUUUUGGAGGAGGUUCUCAAAAACCUUUCUCAGCCAGUGGCUUACCUCGUGUAUGUGAUUUUGGUCAAUCUGAUCAAACUGCAACUCCAGGCAUUGGAGCAUUUGAGGAUCCAAGUGAACCAAUUUAUACCGACCCAUCAUUAUUUGAACGAUCUAGAAGUUUAUGCAGUAUAUCCGUAGCGCAAGAUCGACACCGUGCAAGAAGUAAUGAACGUAUUUAGAAGGAUUUUUUAUAAUUUACCAAGUGCAAUAACAUACAUAUAAAGUUUACUCCCAUAAUAACCAAUUUAAAUAAAAAACUGUUACUUUGUGUUAAAAAAAUUAUAUAUUUACACUAAGAUCAUAGGUGUUGAAAUUUUCAUUAAACGACAAUCUGUGACAUAAAUGAAUCGCAACACCAUUUAUAACUCUUUUGUGUAAAUAAAACAGGGCUUUCAAGUUCAAAACAUAUAACAAUUAACUAAAAUAAGAUUUUACUCAGCUUAAUAGAAUGCUGUUAACUAUUUUUGAAAGAUCUCUAUAAACUUUGUAAAUUGAAUUGAAUGUUAAAACUUUUACUAAUCGAAUUCUUUUUGGACAAUUUGUUAUUUAUAUUGUAGAUAUA